Apus apus (common swift) is the source of this 5289-nucleotide messenger RNA. It is a transcript of the gene BUB1, whose product is annotated as BUB1 mitotic checkpoint serine/threonine kinase. Gene Ontology annotation, molecular function: ATP binding; monoatomic ion channel activity; protein kinase activity. Gene Ontology annotation, cellular component: membrane. NCBI's taxonomy places the organism in Eukaryota, Metazoa, Chordata, Aves, Apodiformes, Apodidae. Bases 24 to 5288 code for a protein of 1754 amino acids. The record is from RefSeq and is a predicted model, not a curated record. The transcript has 41 exons. Gene Ontology annotation, biological process: protein phosphorylation; transmembrane transport; monoatomic ion transport.
GCGGGGCCGCGUCUGCCCGCGCCAUGGCGGAGGCAGCCUCCCAAGAUCUGUUGUUGGCAGCAGCGUUUGUCUCCGAUGCGCAGCACAACAGAAAUAUUCCUUUCAAGACCUCCCCGGAGGCGGUCAGGCUUUAUUACCUCUACAACCACUGGAUCAUGCGAACAGCCACCUACUUCUUCAUCUUUCUUAAUUUGUCCCUUGCAAUGUUUGAAGAACCUGCUGUGUAUCCACUCCCCUUCCUGGUCACAUCUCUGGUCGAGGUCUUGUGCCUUCUGGUAUUCCUUGGCCGACUGACACAUUUUGCAAAAGUCACCCCUCGCAAUGUGUUUUGGAAGGACACCAAGAACAUCUGCAUCAUGGUGGCAAUCCUGUUAUCCCUAACAGACUUGGCCAUAUGUGGGGCCCUCAGGAUAUACAACAUAAAGAGCAUUCGAUGGUCAAGAAUUGGGAGGCCCAUCUUCCUGAUCAACUUCGCAGAGAGUCGCCAGAUUCGGAGAGCCUUCCGCAGCAUCCGCAACACACUGCCAGAGAUCACCUACGUCUUCCUCUUCUUCAUGUUUAGCCUUCUCAUGUUCUCCCUCAUGGCCUUGAAGCUGUUUGGUGAGAGGAAUCUCCAGACAGCAGAAGGCUUGCCAUAUUUCAAAAACUACCUAGAAAUUGUGUUUGACCUCUACGUGCUGGUGACAACAGCAAACAGCCCGGAUGUCAUGAUGCCAGCAUUUGACUUCAGCUCAUGGUAUGCCCUGUUCUUCAUUGCCUUUGUCAUCGUCAACACUUACAUCUUCAUGUCGCUCUUCCUGGCUGUUGUGUACAAUAACUACAAAAAACACCUGAAGAAUGAGAUCCGCAAACUUGCUUACAUGAAGCGCCGCAAGAUGGUAGAGGCAUUCAACCUCCUGAAGGAAGAGGAAGGAGCACAGUUUGUGGUCAGAGAAGCCCGGUGGAAGCAGCUGGUCAAGCUGGUGGCUCCUGAUAUCAGCAACUCCCACCGAGAGCUGCUGCUACACAUCUCAGAUGAUGAGCAGAAGGGUUUCAUCGACAAGAAGUCCUUUGUACAGCUGGCAGACCUCCUCAACAUCCAGGUGAUUACCCUGAAAAUACGCAGCCAUCCACUGGGGCAGUGGCUGCCUGGUGUCUACCAGUCAGCAGCGAGCCGCUUCCUGCGCAGCAUGGUCAGGCACAGGGGAUUUGUUUGGACUUACGAUGUGAUCAUUCUGAUAAAUGCCAUCUUCAUUGCUCUGGAUGAGGAAACCCCUUAUAUUUCUUAUGCAGAGUGGGUCUUCCUUGCUUUGUAUAUAAUUGAGAUACUCCUGAAAGUGUACACUUACGAACCAAGGGCGUUCUUUGGCAAAAAUCAGUUCUGGAACUGGUUUGAUACCCUCAUCAUCUUUGCUGCCCUGACUGCAACGAUACUCAAUACCACCCUGAAAUCGACCACAAAGUACAACAGCCAGCAGAUCCUGGACAUUGUCUUCAUCUUAAGGGUCCUCAGGCUAAUAAGGAUUGUUGACAGCAUUCAAAGGUUCCGGGUCAUCAUGAACACACUGAUAAACAUCGUGCCAACAAUGUUGACAUUUGGUGGGCUGACUCUGGUUGUGUACUGUGUAUUUGCCAUCGUUGGCAUGGAGUUAUUCCAUGGGAAAAUCCAGUUCUUCCCUGCAAACUCUAAUGCUCCUCACGCCCUGGAAUGUGGGAACCCAUCCCUCAAGGAUUCUCUGUUUGCCCGUGGAAAAUACUGCAAGAACAACUUCAACAACUUUGCAUCAUCCUUCAUUGUCCUGAUGGAGCUGACUGUAGUCAAUCAGUGGCAUGUCUUUGCUAAUGGAUUUGCCAAUGUGACUGCUCAGCCUGCGAAGCUCUAUUUCAUUGCCUUUCAUAUUGUGAUGGUGAUAAUCAUUGUCAAUAUCUUUGUGUCGUUCAUUUUGGAAGCUUUCUUUGUGGAGUACUCUCUAGAGAAGAGUGAAGUAGAAACGGCCAUCGAACAGAAAAUCCAGGAGCUGGGAAUGGGAGUUCAAGAGAGCUACGAGGCGCAGAUCCGGAGCUACCAGGGGACGGACCCGCUGGAGCCGUGGGACAGGUACGCGCGGUGGGUGGAAGGAUGCCUGCCCCUUCAAGAGAAGCAGAACCGUUGGCCUGGUCUCCUGGAGCAGCUUGUGAAGGGGUUCCUGGGCGACAAGAGGUACCACCAAGACCCAAGAUUUGUUAGCUACUGUAUCAAGCUGGCAGAGUUCAUCAGUUCUCCUUGCCAGUAUUUUGAGUACCUCUAUGGACAGGGAAUUGGUUCGAAGGCAUCCAACUUCUAUGCUGCUUGGGCUCAGCAGCUGGUAAAGGAAGGCAACGUGCAGGGUGCUGGAGCUGUCCUUCAAAAGGCUCUUCACAACCAGGCACAGCCACAGGAGAACUUGCAGCAGCUGUACUGCUGGCUGCAGAAGUAUGAUGCUCAGAAUCCUCCUUUGCCAGGCGCUGCUGUUACAAAACCACUUCAAACUUCACAUGCUGCAAAUCAAAUGGCUCCUCGAAAAAGUGUUUCAAACCUUAAUGACCCGGCACACGCAUGCAAAAAUCAGGGUCCCGAUUCUGCUGGUGCUCAGUCCUGUUCUACUGGUGGAAGAGAAGAAGUCAAGUAUGUUACAUACAUCUCCAAAUCUGAAGUUCUUCCUAAGUCAUCAUCUGUUGUUGUGGAAUGUGAGCAGGUUGCAAUGUAUGAUAAAAACCUACUUGUCUGUGAAGGCUCUGAACUUUCAUUUGAAGAGCUGAGAGCCAAGAGAUACUUCAAGAAAUAUGAGCGCCUCAGAAGACAGCAAGAAUGGGAAGAAGAAGAGAAAGACACCAUGAGGAAAAAAGAGUCAGCUGUGCUUGAACUGCAGGCCCUGCAACAGAAGCUGGAGCAACUCACCCACCUCACCAAAAGCUUGGAGGAAACUAGACUAGAACCAGCAUCUACGACAUCAGCUGAACCCAGUGAGACAAUGGUGCAUCCACACGUGGGGCCCAGUGCAGCUCUACAGCAGAACUGGAUGGCAUCUUGUGAAAGUUCAGCCCUGCAGAACACCCGUACUCUGCUGUCAGACCAGCCUCAGUCAAGUCCUUUAUCACCCACUGCCCUUACCCUGCAGUCAGCCAAACCUGUUGGCCACCAUCUGACAUCAACCUCCCUGUGGGAAGCAACAUCCAAGAACGAUGCUUUGAAAACUCAUCGAGAGCCUGGAGAACUUCAGAAGAGUUUAUUACGCCCUCCAUUCAGUAAUGUUUCAGCUCAGGAGCAGGCACAGCCAGACUCAUCUCUUAAUUGGAGCACUGGAGAACAGCACCCUAACAAGAGGUCCACUGGACUAACAAUGGCUGCAGACGUGAAAGAAGCAUCUAGAGUUGGAAAUUCUUCCUUUGUCUCUGGAAAUGCUUCUCAAGCUACCCCAAACACCUCGCUGGGUGGAGCAAUGCAGGCAACACCAUUCAAAGUGCAGCCUUCACCUACAGUUCACACGAAGGAAGCGCUGGGAUUUCUCAUGGAUAUGUUUCAAACACCCAUCUUGCCUGAACCUCUUGAUGAAAGUGAGGAACAAUUUGAAGCCUUUUGCAGAAAAAGUGAGCCUGAUGGAAGUCUGAGAGCUAACACUGCUGCACCUCUCACACCUGCAUUUUCUAUCUUUGAAGAUGAGAAUGAAAAAGAGAACAGCAGGAUCCCACAGCAUAAAAACAAGGCCGAGGAGCCCAGAACCAUUGGAGAACGUCCCUUGACUGACCGUACAGCAGGAACAGAAGAAGAAAAAGGGACACCAGAGUUCUUGAGGGAAGAUUACACCGUGUGGAAUGUACCAAGCAGUAAUAAAACAUUAGCUCCCAGUCCAAACAACACGAGAGACUUUGCACGAGCUGCCCAGCUUGUGUCCACACCUUUUAAUUACCUGUCUGCACCUUCACGACAAGCUUUGGAGGACAGAGCCUGUGGGGAUGAGUUGCCACAAAUGGAAUUGGAGUUUUCUGAAGACCUGCACAAGCAGAUAAAAACCAAGAAGCUAAGCCCUGCAGAACAAGGAGAGCCUCAAGGAAAUGUCUUGAAACAAGGAAAUGGAAUUCAAGGAAUUGCUACAGCUGCUUCUCAAAGAUUACAUGAGCAGACUGCCACGAGCAGAGCCAAGUAUUCCUCAUCUGUUGGUACAGACAAAAUUUCCCAUGAAAAGCUGUCUGGAAUGGGGCAGGACAGGACAGCUCGGAAUGUUAAAGCUGCAGCUCUUGUUGAGAACCCCUGGGAUAAGGAACUGAUUUGCAAAUUCCUAUUGGAGCUUCCUAAACCACUCCACACCUGUGCUAACUAUUUUGAAUGGAAAUCUCUUCUUCCACCCAUCAGACCGAAGGCUGAACUCCUGCUGGGUUCCAGUUCAUUCCAUGUGGACUGCUUGGUUGGAGAGGGAGCUUUUGCCCAAGUCUAUCAGGCUUCCAUUCUGGAUGCAAAUAACCCUAGAAACAACCAGAAAGUAACAUUCAAGGUCCAGAAGCCUGCCAAUCCUUGGGAGUUUUAUAUAGCAACACAACUAGCAGAAAGGCUUGAUCCAAGCAUACGCCACCUCUUCAUCCACUUUUAUUCUGCUCAUUUCUUUCAAAAUGGAAGCAUUUUGGUUGGUGAGCUCCACAACUACGGAACGUUGUUGAAUGCCAUAAACAUUUACAAAAAGCUUCCUGAGAAGGUGAUGCCUCAAGCACUUGUCAUCUACUUUGCUGUAAAAAUUCUUUAUAUGGUGGAAGAGCUCCACAGCUGCAAAAUCAUUCAUGGGGACAUUAAGCCUGACAAUUUCAUACUUGGAGAGAGGUUUCUGGACAAUGAUACAUGUGACAUAGAUGGUCUCUUCCAUGGCUUGACACUCAUUGAUUUGGGCCAGAGUAUAGACAUGAAACUGUUUCCUGAAGGAACAGCGUUUACUGCCAAGUGUGAAACAUCUGGAUUUCAGUGUAUUGAAAUGCUGACGCAGAAACCUUGGAACUACCAGACAGACUACUUUGGCAUUGCAGCAACCAUCUACUGCAUGCUCUUUGGUACCUACAUGCAAGUGAAGAAUGAAAAUGGUGUCUGGAAGCCUGAGGGAGCCUUCAGAAGACUUGCCAAUGCUGACCUGUGGAAGGAGUUCUUCGAGAGCAUGCUGAACAUCCCUGGCUGCCACAGCCUGCCUUCCCUAGGAGCUCUGCGCAAAAAGCUGAAGGACUUAUUCUGCAAGUCAUAUGCAAAGGAAAUAAAGCUCCUUCGGAACAGACUCGUGGUGCUGCUCAUAGAACACAAACGGUCACGAAAAUAAG